This is a messenger RNA of Ruditapes philippinarum (Manila clam), 1164 nucleotides long. RefSeq names its product growth hormone secretagogue receptor type 1-like. Gene Ontology annotation, molecular function: G protein-coupled receptor activity. Gene Ontology annotation, biological process: G protein-coupled receptor signaling pathway. Gene Ontology annotation, cellular component: plasma membrane. Bases 1 to 1113 code for a protein of 370 amino acids. The record is from RefSeq and is a predicted model, not a curated record. The transcript is spliced from 2 exons. NCBI's taxonomy places the organism in Eukaryota, Metazoa, Mollusca, Bivalvia, Venerida, Veneridae.
AUGGAUUAUAUGCCCGAUGAAAACGAGAGUUGGAUAAACGGAAGUAAUCUUACAUUCUUAAGUUCAGAUGAUUUUCAACUACCUGUAAUACCAAAAUGGGGAUUCUGGAUAAAAUUUCUGUCAACACCACUUAUAGUUAUUGUAGGAAUUGUUGGGAACCUGCUUUCAUUUCUUGUAAUGAAAACCAAACCGCUACGUCGCAAGUCCUACUCGCAUUAUCUAUGUGCACUAGCUGUGUUCGAUACUUUGACCUUGAUAAUUCGACAAGUGGAAAGUGUGGAUGAAUACCUCGUAUCAUAUGAAAAAACGAAGGGCGUAUUUCAACACUUUGAUGAUGGAAGUUGUAAAUUAUUUAAUUUUGCUGUACAUGUAAUAACUUUGAUGUGUUCAUGGCUAGUCGUAAUUAUGGCUGUUGAACGUGUUAUAGCAGUAUGUUUUCCGUUUAAAAAAGUCUACUUCCGGAAAGAAAUUGGCGCAGCCGCUGCAAUCAGUUUACUUUUUCUUAUUGCAUGUUUGACGCAGUCGUUUCGAAUUGUAAUGGUGGAACAUAUCGUCUACGAUGACCGAAACAAUAUAAGAGACUGUUUAGCGGCAAAGGAAUAUUUAAACCUGUACACCAGUCUUGACGUGUAUUUUUACCUUUGGACACUUGUGUUUGUGCUACCUAUAGUUUUCAUUAUCAUAUGUAAUAGUAUUGUUUUAUUUCACAUCUUUAAAGUAAGAAAGGAUCUUGUGAAUGAAGAGAAUUAUCUUACAUACAGAAAUGGUAGAGCUCGUGAACGACGACAAAAGAGCACAGCAAUGCUAUUAAUAGUAACAUUCAUGUAUAUCCUUACACUGUUUCCUUUAUUCACCCUCAGUUUGAUAGUUGACAUAACAAUUAAGAUCGGGUCACUUGAAACUGCAAGGAACACGUAUGUUGCAUUAAAACCUUUUGUGGAUGUAUCUGUAUCGAUUUCUUUGCUUAAUUAUUCAGGAAACUUUUUCAUAUACAUACUAUCGGGUAAAAGAUUCCGGUACGAAUUACUAAAGCUAUUUAGAAAGAGUAAACCAGUGAAAAGAUGUUCAACUGCAAGAAGCACAAGAGAAGAGUUGUUCAGAUAUGGAAGCUAGUAUAUUAGAUACACGUCGUCAAACCUUUAAAUAAACAAUAAUAAUUUAAAU